This is a messenger RNA of Salvelinus sp. IW2-2015, 3572 nucleotides long. Lineage: Eukaryota; Metazoa; Chordata; Actinopteri; Salmoniformes; Salmonidae. The record is from RefSeq and is a predicted model, not a curated record.
UUCUUGGGGCAUCACUCUCGAGAGCUUCUCAUUGUGAAAAAAAGAGACACACGUUGAACACCAAUGCAAGUGAAGGAAAAUAGCAGAGUUCUCAUCGCUGCGCUCCUGCUGCUGUUCGCCCGUUGUGAUGGAAACGCGUCGCAGCCUCAGGGAGACUCACCUCGAGCGUACUGUAUCACCAGCCUGGAGGGAGGGUUGUGUACUCUGUCUGAAACCCAUCUGAAUGGUUCUGGUCCUACCAGACUAGAGGUCCCUGCUGGACAGAGGCUCCUGAUCACCAUGCAGAGCAUCCCAGGAGACCCUGUCUGCAGCUGGAGCCGUGGAGCUGACCCAAAAAGAAGGGGCUAUUCCGUGACCAUACUACAGACCCAUGUGAGUGAUUCUGGAGAGUACACAUUCAGCUGUGAGAGAGGCGGGAUCAACUCCUCUCUGACCCUCUCUCUACUGGUCGUACCUUCGCUGAGACUUCCCACAAAACCACAGCUGAAAUUUAUCCCUGGGAAAAGAGGCUUCUUACCAGACUAUCAGUGUUCUUCAGAGGGAAACCCUAAGCCCAAGAUCAAAUGGUUCAACAACCUUGACAAGACUGGAAAAGGUAAUGAUGGGACAGACAUUCCCUCUACAAUCAAAGAGAGGGCUAACAACAAAGAGAAAAGUAAAAAUUACUACAGGACAGCAGUUAUGUGCUGUGCUAGCAAUUCUCAAGGAGAGGCGUGUUCUCAACUAUAUGAUUACGAUCUGGACCGUGUCAGUGAUGAGAAUGAGAAUGAUGAGGCUCCAGAGAUCACUGUGAGUCCUGGGCAGCCCCUGCUGCUCAGCUGUCGGCAGAAAGAGAACAGCACCACACAGUGGCUGACUGACAACCAGGGACAAGUCUUCAAAUCUCAACUCACAUAUAAAGAAAUAGAUAUGACCUACCUGUUCAUUGAGUCGGUGACAGUGAACCACAGUGGAAUCUAUACAUGCCGGAGCAACAAGAACAAGGUCAAAACCACCCAUGUCCAGGUCCUGGAGAAGGGCUUCAUUUCCAUCGACCAGCUGAAUGAGACCAGUACCAUCUCAGCCCAGGAGAAGCCAGGGUUCUGUCUGCGGGCCCUGGUCUCCUCACACCCUCUCCUACGCUGCCAUUGGCUGGGCCCGGACAGCAGACAGACCCAGUGCCCUGAGCCCACACGGCUCUGGAAGAACAGGACUCUGGAGUUGUGUAACAUAGAGCCAGGAGAGUACCAGUUACACCUGGAGGCUGGGGAGCUGAACCUCACAAAGACCCUCUCUCUGUGUGUGGCAGGUACGUCCACCCCCAGUCUCUUACAGAAUGGAGACAAUAUCACCUGUGAGACCAACACCCCCCUCCCCUUCAACCUCACCUGGAGCUCCUGCUCUUUGACCAAUGACAGCUGUCAGUCAGAGUCUGCAGCCUGGAAGGAGAUCCCUGCCCCACCCCCGAAGCUCUCUGACUCAGACCAGUUCUGCCAUAAGAGGGUUCUCAGCUCCCGGGACAGUACCGAGGUGGGGGACUUUGUCAAGUGCUGCAUCACAAACUCUGUCCACUCACAGUCACACUGCAGUGAGACACUGUUCAACAUACUUGUUAUAUCUGUUCCAUCAGCCUCCUCUCAACUCCUCCUGAAAGUGUCCAGUCUGGUCCUGUUCCUGGCUUUGAUGCUGGUCAGCCUGGCGCUGCUCUACUUCAUCAGGAAGAAGAAACCCCAGUACCAGAGUCAGCUGCAGAUGAUCCAGAUGACGGGGCCUCAUGACAACGACUAAAUCUACAUCAACUUCAAAGACUUCCAGUAUGACCAGAAAUGGGAGUUCCCCAGAGAGAACCUGGAGCUGGGGAAGGAGCUGGGCUCUGGGGCCUUUGGCAUGGUGCUUCAGGCUACAGCCUACGGCAUCAGCAAGCCGGGGGUCUCCCUGCAGGUGGCUGUCAAGAUGCUGAAAGAGAAGCAUGAGACAGUAGAGAAGGAGGCUCUGAUGUCAGAGCUGAAGAUGUUGACUCACAUCGGACAGCAUGCCAACAUCGUCAACCUGCUGGGGGCGUGCACUGGCUCAGGGCCCACGUACCUGAUAUUUCAGUACUGCCGUAACGGGGACCUGCUGAACUACCUGAAGAACAACAGAGAGCUCUACCACAAGUCUCUGACCGAGGCCUUCACCAGGGACCGCUUCAGCGGCCUUUACCACAACCUGCCCAAGAGGAGCUCCAGUGAGUUCCAGAGGCCAGUGGACAGCAUGUACAUCCCAUGUCCCCCACCACCACUAGAGGGUCCAGGGAUCUAUGAGGAGUUAAAUGAGCUGCAGGAGGCGGAGGAGGAGGAGGAGGAGGAGGAGGAGGAGGAGGAGGAGACGCUGACCUACGACGACCUGCUCAGCUUCUCCUAUCAGGUGGCCAAGGGCAUGGACUUCCUGUCCUCCAAACACUGUAUCCAUCGGGACCUUGCGGCCAGGAACGUGUUGGUGACUCAGGGUGGACUUGUAAAGAUCGGGGACUUUGGACUGGCCCGGGACAUCGACAACGACUCCAACUACGUAGUGAGAGGAAAUGUGCGUCUGCCAGUGAAGUGGAUGGCUCCAGAGAGUAUCUUCCAGGGGAUGUACACCAUGCAGAGCGAUGUCUGGGCCUAUGGUAUCCUGCUGUGGGAGGUCUUCUCUCUGGGUGUGACCCCUUACCCAGGGAUAAAGGUGGACAACAACUUCUAUGUGAUGAUAGAGAGAGGUUUUAAGAUGGAGCAGCCAUACUACGCCAGUGAAUCUGUGUAUUCGAUCAUGUGUAAGUGCUGGGCCUUGGAGCCUCGGGACCGCCCUCACUUCUCCAAGCUGGUGGCCUUCAUGGACGACCAACUGGCCGACAUGGAGGAGAAGCUCUACCAUAACAUCCUGGACAAGAGCUGCAAUCAUGCAUUAUACCAGAAUGCACCUGUGAAAUCUGAUCUCUCAGCCUUGGCCAAAGAAAAGGAUCUUCAAGCAKAGUCACAGAACCAAUACUGCAAGACCCACUCCACUGGAGAGGCCCCAACAACAACAACCACAACACUGUCUGACAUGGUUGCCAUGGAGACUGAUGAUGAUGACAAACCACUGAAACCAUGUCAGUGAGAGCAGUGGCCUAUCUUUCUAAUUCUUCUAUGCCAUAAGGAUUUCUCAUAUUAUAUCCUAGUAGUGUAUAUUUGUAUAAUGCUGUGGAUUUCAAAUGCACUGAUGACUUGCUUUAUCCAAAUAUGUUUAACAAUGAAUAUGUCAAUUAAAACUGUUUUUGUAUCAAAGGCUAGCUCUGUCACUGUAGGAAUUGAUAAAGUAAUAUUUAACAUUGUAACAUAGUAAUGGAUGUCAAAUUUAACACAACCUGUUUUUGUGAACAUAUUAUACACUGUGUGCAACUAAUUCAAUAUUAAUCAUGUUAUUACUGCUUUUGGAGAAGAGAUAUUUCAAUAAUUUUGACAGCUGGAUUAUUCUGUCUUUUCUUUUCUGUGUGAAGUUAUUUUUUAUUAAUAACAAUGAUUUAGUUUURGGUAUGUUUGUCCAUCUGAGUUCUGGAAAUUAUUCAAAUAUUUGAAAUAAAGUAUUUGAAAUUA